CCCCCCCCCCCCCCCCCCCCCCCCCCCCCCCCCCCCCCCCCCCCCCCCCCCCCCCCCCCCCCCCCCCCCCCCCCCCCCCCCCCCCCCCCCCCCCCCCCCCCCCCCCCCCCCCCCCCCCCCCCCCCCCCCCCCCCCCCCCCCCCCCCCCCCCCCCCCCCCCCCCCCCCCCCCCCCCCCCCCCCCCCCCCCCCCCCCCCCCCCCCCCCCCCUCCCCCCCCCCCCCCCCCCCCCCCCCCCCCCCCCCCCCCCCCCCCCCCCCCCCCCCCCCCCCCCCCCCCCCCCCCCCCCCCCCCCCCCCCCCCCCCCCCCCCCCCCCCCCCCCCCCCCCCCCCCCCCCCCCCCCCCCCCCCCCCCCCCCCCCCCCCCCCCCCCCCCCCCCCCCCCCCCCCCCCCCCCCCCCCCCCCCCCCCCCCCCCCCCCCCCCCCCCCCCCCCCCCCCCCCCCCCACCCCCCCCCCCCCCCCCCCCCCCCCCCCCCCCCCCCCCCCCCCCCCCCCCCCCCCCCCCCCCCCCCCCCCCCCCCCCCCCCCCCCCCCCCCCCCCCCCCCCCCCCCCCCCCCCCCCCCCCCACCCCCCCCCCCCCCCCCCCCCCCCCCCCCCCCCCCCCCCCCCCCCCCCCCCCCCCCCCCCCCCCCCCCCCCCCCCCCCCCCCCCCCCCCCCCCCCCCCCCCCCCCCCCCCCCCCCCCCCCCCCCCCCCCCCCCCCCCCCCCCCCCCCCCCCCCCCCCCCCCCACCCCCCCCCCCCCCCCCCCCCCCCCCCCCCCCCCCCCCCCCCCCCCCCCCCCCCCCCCCCCCACCCCCCCCCCCCCCCCCCCCCCCCCCCCCCCCCCCCCCCCCCCCCCCCCCCCCCCCCCCCCCCCCCCCCCCCCCCCCCCCCCCCCCCCCCCCCCCCCCCCCCCCCCCCCCCCCCCCCCCCCCCCCCCCCCCCCCCCCCCCCCCCCCCCCCCCCCCCCCCCCCCCCCCCCCCCCCCCCCCCCCCCCCCCCCCCCCCCCCCCCCCCCCCCCCCCCCCCCCCCCCCCCCCCCCCCCCCCCCCCCCCCCCCCCCCCCCCCCCCCCCCCCCACCCCCCCCCCCCCCCCCCCCCCCCCCCCCCCCCCCCCCCCCCCCCCCCCCCCCCCCCCCCCCCCCCCCCACCCCCCCCCCCCCCCCCCCCCCCCCCCCCCCCCCCCCCCCCCCCCCCCCCCCCCCCCCCCCACCCCCCCCCCCCCCCCCCCCCCCCCCCCCCCCCCCCCCCCCCCCCCCCCCCCCCCCCCCCCCCCCCCCCCCCCCCCCCCCCCCCCCCCCCCCCCCCCCCCCCCCCCCCCCCCCCCCCCCCCCCCCCCCCCCCCCCCCCCCCCCCCCCCCCCCCCCCCCCCCCCCCCCCCCCCCCCCCCCCCCCCCCCCCCCCCCCCCCCCCCCCCCCCCCCCCCCCCCCCCCCCCCCCCCCCCCCCCCCCCCCCCCCCCCCCCCCCCCCCCCCCCCCCCCCCCCCCCCCCCCCACCCCCCCCCCCCCCCCCCCCCCCCCCUCCCUCCCUCUCUCCCUAGCAACCAGCAGACCAGACGGGACAAUAACGACUCCAUUCACACAGAGGGUUCGUUACCAGAGCCAUAUACAGCCUUAAAAGAAGUUGCCUUGAGGGUGCAACAUAGCAUUUACAUUUCCUGCAUUCACCGGCCCAUCAAACCUUCCCCAGUUUUAUUGCAGGAGCUAAAACCUGGAUCGCCCCAUCAUACUAACGACGUUCUCUUGCGUGGCUUCCCUGAUCGCAAAUUGGAAAGCUGA
Molecule: messenger RNA, 1761 nt
Organism: Penaeus chinensis
Lineage: Eukaryota; Metazoa; Arthropoda; Malacostraca; Decapoda; Penaeidae
Product: basic proline-rich protein-like
Exons: 5
Source: RefSeq, a predicted model, not a curated record